UAAAAACAAUAUUUCUUUUUCUUUUUAUCAAUGGCUACGCUUUCUUACUGCACUCUCCACCCUCUAUCUUCAUCUUCAACCUUGGUUCAUCUUUCUCCAUGUUCUUCUACAUCUUCUCCCACUCUUCCUCAAUCUUCUUUUUCAUCCAAGUUCUACUUCCAAUCCUCCAAAUGCAGACGGAAACCAACAAAAUCCAGAUUCUUGAUGAUCAUGGACCCCAUUUUGAUGUUUAAUGGCUUUGGUAGCAGUGCUUUCUAUAUUGAUACGCAAACACUUCUUGCUACUGUUAGUGUUUUGGCUGCCAUUGCUCUUUCUCUCUUCCUUGGCUUCAGGGGUGAUCCGGUGUCCUGUGAGCGAUGUGGUGGCAACGGUGGAACAAAAUGUGUUUUUUGCAACAACGGCAAGAUGAAAAAAGAGAUGGGGUUGGUUGACUGCAAAGUAUGCAAGGGUUCAGGAUUGGUACUCUGCAAGAAAUGUGCAGGUUCUGGCUAUUCCCGAAGGUUAUGAGCUUUGAAUUCAGCCUUAUAGCUUAAAUCUUCUUCCCCUGACAUCUGCAAGAUCUUGUAACUAUCUUAUUGUUCAUAGUUUUUAUCUUUUUAAGAAUAUUUUUAAUCAUAUAACUUUGUUUCCCUUUGA
Medicago truncatula (barrel medic) is the source of this 636-nucleotide messenger RNA. RefSeq lists its product as uncharacterized. The record is from RefSeq and is a predicted model, not a curated record. The transcript has 4 exons. NCBI's taxonomy places the organism in Eukaryota, Viridiplantae, Streptophyta, Magnoliopsida, Fabales, Fabaceae. Bases 31 to 507 code for a protein of 158 amino acids.